AUGUCCUCCCCCACCAGUGCCAAUCGCCUUCGUCGUAAUCGAUCAUCUGGAAUCACCGAGAUGCGAAGUCGAUCAUCGAUAUCUGAGGAUCCUGAACAGCCUAGAGAAGCAAGACCUCCCUCUCCACCUGGUCCAGAAGCCAAUGCCCCUCCGCCCGAAGAGGAAGUCACUCAUCUAAGAUUGGCCGCUCAUUAUUCCGGUUUGGUAUUAUCUAGCUUUAUAGGUUGUUUGAUUAGAUUAGGAUUGAUUGGUUUAGCCACCUACGACACCCCUAUCAUUUUCGCUUUAGCAUGGUCGCAAGGUGUUGGUUGUGGUAUAAUGGGACUAUCAUUAUCUAGGAAAAAUGAAAUUAUCGCUAUAUAUCCUCCAAUAUACACCUUCUUGACUACGGGGAUAGCAGGAUCAACUACUACUUUCUCUUCUUGGAUGUUAGGAGGUUAUCUAUCAUUUAGCAAUUUUGAUAAAUACAAUAGAAACGGAUUGCAUGAUACCGUAGAUGGAGUAGCUUAUUCCCUCUCAACAUUCUGUAUCGCCUUAGCAUCAUUGAGAUUCGGUGAACACUCCGCAUCAGUAUUACCUGCUUUAUCAUCUCUAAGACGUACAAAACGUCCACCUAUACCUGAUCGUCUACCUACUACCAGUACCUCAUCGGAAGAGACUUCAAUAGAGCUACAACAGCAGCACGCACAGCAAGUACAUCAGGUUUCACAAGGACAAUCCGCAGGUGAUCCUGAGAAAAGUAAAGCCCUAUUCCACAUUUCAAUGAUACCGAGUUCAACACCUCUUAUCGACUUGGUAUGGAUAUCAAUAGCUUUCAUAUCAUAUUUGAUUGUAUUAUUACUCUAUUUCCUCGGACCGAAAUCUUGGAGACAUGAUGUAACUUUCCCUCUACUCUUAUCGCCUCCGGGCUCAAUCAUUAGGUUCUUUCUUUCAAGAUACAAUACGAGGAAACGGUUCAUCGAUAAAUUCCCAAUAGGAACAUUUACGUCAAACUUGCUGGCCACUGUUGUGAUAUCAGUUUGUUUCGCUGAGCAAAGAAGACCGACUACCUUUUUCAACGGAUUAAGGUGUAAUGCCUUGAAUGGGAUCCAACAAGGUUUUUGCGGUUGUCUGAGUACAGUUUCGACGUUUGCAGUAGAAUCAAGAAGUAUUAAGAAAUGGUAUCAUAGUUGGUUAUAUAUAGGCUUCAGUGUCAUUUUAGGUCAUUUAUUGGUCUUAGCGAUCGUGGGUGGAAUCGGAUGGGGUCAAGGUUAUGCGGACGUUUGUGUGGGCUGA
Kwoniella shivajii is the source of this 1275-nucleotide messenger RNA. RefSeq lists its product as uncharacterized. The coding region runs from base 1 to 1275 and encodes 424 amino acids. The record is from RefSeq and is a predicted model, not a curated record. Gene Ontology annotation, molecular function: fluoride transmembrane transporter activity. Lineage: Eukaryota; Fungi; Basidiomycota; Tremellomycetes; Tremellales; Cryptococcaceae. Gene Ontology annotation, biological process: fluoride transmembrane transport. Gene Ontology annotation, cellular component: plasma membrane. The transcript has 4 exons.